UAUGUCUUGUAGUCUAUUUCCGGUGCGGUGUUGUUGUUGAGGCGCUAUGAUAUGUGAGCGCGGCCUCAAUCUUUUCCCGUGAGUUUUUGUCGCGUUCUGCGGGUUUCAUGUUCCGCGCCGCCGAGAUCAAGAGCUUCGGUAAAGCGGGAACCGGCUGGCACUUUCGGCGGACGAUGGACGAGCUGGUCCAUGACCUGGUGUCGGCUCUGGAGGAGAGUUCUGAACAAGCCCGUGGAGGGUUUGGAGACGGUGGAGAUCACGCCCUGGCCGUCGGCUGCCUGUUAAAACGGCAGGCCCGUAAGCGGCGUGGCAGGAAACGUCGGUCCGAUAACCCUCACCCGCCGUGGGACACCUGCCACCUGAGCGAAGGCUCCGAAUCCAGCCUGGAGGAGCAGAAAGACUAUCGUUCAUCCACAGCAGCAGGGGGCGCUCACACCCGUGACAACAACAACAGCGACUCCGAUGAGCAGCUGGGUGCAAAGCGGCGUACGCCCCUCACCGCUGACUCCGGCAGGGGGAAGAGGCCGCUUUGGCUGGACGACUUGAGCGGAGCGGACGGUUUGGGAACCCGCAGUUUACGGAGGCGUCGGAAAGUCAAGCGCAUGGCUGUGGAUCCACCACUAGAUGUCGCCACCAUGCUGGCGCCGCCGCCCAAAGCGCCAAUAGUAGGAGGCAGCAGAGGGACGGGGUUUAGUCCGGAAGCCAAAGGGAGUGAUGCGAACAAAAACAGGGUGAAGAAAAGGAAGUUUACAGCACAGAGACUCGCUCAGGACGCGGCGGAUGAAGGCGUGGUGGUGGAGAGCGAAGAGGCGGGCCAAGCGGCCAAAGAUAAGAUGGACUUUGAGGAACAGAAAGGUUCAGAUGAGGACAUGAGUGACAGGUGCGAGACGAGCAGCGUGAGUAACAGCAGUGAUGGGGGUCUGUACACCAACGACGAGGGAAGGCAAGGUGAUGAUGAGCAGAGUGAUUGGUUCUAUGAGGGCGAGCCGGGCGGGGCUUGUGGGAUUGCGGGCGUGGUUCCGUGGUGGGAGAGAGAUUCCAAUGAACUCGACCUCAAUGACCCCAUGUUCAACAGCAUCCUGACCGGAGCGUUCCCGUUAAUGUCACAGGGAUCUCAAAGAGGGUUUCAAGCACGGCUCGCUCGGCAGGCCUGUCUUCAGCAGUCACAGGGAACCUCUCAAGGAAUUCCUGAUAGAUUACCAAGAUUAUCCCAGGAUCCUCAGAACUCGUGGUUCAGCUCCGGGACUAGAAGAGACCAAUUGCUUUGGGAUUCUCGUAGCGACAGAAGCCACAGGAAAAGCUGCUCUUUAAAGACUGCCAGCAGACAGACAAGUGGUCAUCUUGGGUCUUUGUGUACUGGAGAUAUAAAGAGACGACGGAAAGCUGCACCUGUCGGAGCUCCAUCAGUCUCAGGCGUGGUGGGCGAGAGCGCUGCUCCUCUCCCGGAGUCAAACGUGGGGAACCGUAUGCUGCAAAGUAUGGGUUGGACCCCGGGGUCGGGCCUGGGCCCUGAUGGCAGGGGCAUCACUGAGCCAAUUCGUGCAUCUCAGAGGCCGAAGGGAGCCGGACUGGGCUUCAACUGAGCUUGAGCCGAGAACGGAGAGAGCAACUCGCGCAGAGACGGCGACCCAGGCCCGCAGGUCGUCUUUCUCUCCGUUAACCUCAGAGUUAAUGGCAGCCAGCCAGCAGAAGGCAGCACUGAGGUGAUAGACCAGUAGAUGUAGGAAACGAUGAUGGACAGAAUGAAACAAAAUAGAACACCUGCACUGGUCCAGUCAAGGAGUGUCCUCACUGCCACCACACACACACACACACGUACACACACACCCCGACUCAUCAACACCACCAUUUCAAUUAACUCCAGAAAAAACAUGAUGCACCAAAAAGCCAAACAGUCUGGAAUUUGCCAUCUGACAUAAUAGGAUGAAUUUCAUGAGCAAUUUCGUAGGAAAAUCAUAGGAAAAAUAAAUAAGAAAUUAUAUUUUGCAUAACAAAAAAAUUAAGCCUGUUUUUUGGACCAUUAAUAUUUUGUGCUUUGUGAAAUAAUUUGUUAAUUAAGCUCAUUUAACCUCAACAUUCUUGUUAUUGUGAUUCAAAAAAUUGUUUUUGAUUUUGUUAAAAUGAGAAUUUACUAUAUUCUGUGGAAGCUUGUUUCCGCCACUGAAUAAAAAAAACUGCGACUUCUCACAAUUCUGACUUUAUUUCAUGCAAUUGCGAGUUUAUAUCCCCAAUUCUGACCUUUUUCUCGCAAUCGCGAGUUAUAAAGUCCAAUUCUGAGGGGGAAAAAAGACUGACUUUCAUCUCAAAACUGCGAGUUUAUAUCUCACAAUUCUGACUUUAUAUUGUAAGUACGAGUUUAUAUCAUGCAGUUGUAAUAAAAAAAGGUCCAGAUUGUGAGAUAAAAAGUCACAAUUACCUUUUUUAUUUUUUAUUCAGUAGCGUAAAAAAAGAGUAUUCAGUAUAAUAGUAACCAAAAAAUUCACAUCACAAUAAUGAGAAUUUGGCAAAUAAUUGUGCUUAACUGUCAUUAAAAUGUCUCAAUGUAAAAAAAACAGGCUUCAUUUUCUUUAUACAAAAUAUAAUUUAUUAUUGUUUUAUUUUAUUUUGAUGUUGAUUUAUCAAGCAUCUGCACAAGUAUUUUAAACGAGCCUGUGGGUCGUUAUCAGUGAUGCUAAUUACAAACCAACCGCCAAACCUCAGCUCUCAGUGAAUACCAGCAGAAAUUAGCAAAAUAUUGUUUCUUUUUUUCUUUUUUUUUUUCAAAAAUAAUUUUUAAAUAUUAAUUCUCACCUCAUGAAGACCUGUUUUAGCAGAUUAGAUCAGUUCAAAAUACUGUCUGUCUCCUGUAUUCAUUUGAUAUUUGUAUAUCUGAUGUCGCUCAUAAUAUCAUUUGUUUUUUAGCCUGUUUUUUGGGGUGACAUUUGUUUUUCAUUUAAUUUAUAAUGAGUUGUUGUUUUUUAGUUUUUGCAUCCUGUUUUUUUGACGUUUGUGCAAAUAUCAUGCACUAAUAAUGAAUGUCAAUACCUCAGCCAAUCACACUCUUAUGAAAUCAGUUCUGCAUGUAUGAAAUGCUGAAAAGAUGCAGACUGAAGCAAGCGACUGCUGCUCUUUUACAUGACUGAACACACGUGUGUUUUAAUGGUGAUAUAACAUGAGGGUUUGGGGUCCAUUCUGUUUAUUUCCAGCCUGUAUCAUUUGAAAUUCUGUGAAAUGCACGUAUUUCUCAGCAGAGUUUGAGUAAUGAAUAAGAUUAAUUGACUGAAUUGGCUUAGUUCAGAUGGAAUUAACUAUUCAAGGAUGUGACACACUGACGGCUGCCAUUUCUGAUUGUCACGAGGUGAAGAUUAGGCCAUUGUUGGGUAAACACUUCAAUGCCUCUUACGAACAAUCCCAGAUGAUUGGAGAUGCUAUUAUCUCGGCAGAACGGUUGCUGAGACAGGAAGAGUCUUUGAGCUGAAUGUGACAUCACUUCCUCUAUGGUGUUUGAGCAGGGCUGUACCGCCCUGAAAGAAGAUAAGUGGUUUUUUUUGUUGUUGUAUUUUUAACCAUGUUUGCACUCAGAAUGAACAGUUACCAAGUCUUUGUUAACGUGAAUGAGGAACAUGUCAGGUUUGUCUCUUCCUGUAAUCUGUACAACAUGCCAAACUACCAAACAUGAUACAUUUGUUUA
Ctenopharyngodon idella (grass carp) is the source of this 3670-nucleotide messenger RNA. It is a transcript of the gene gpatch2, whose product is annotated as G patch domain containing 2. The transcript is spliced from 10 exons. The record is from RefSeq and is a predicted model, not a curated record. NCBI's taxonomy places the organism in Eukaryota, Metazoa, Chordata, Actinopteri, Cypriniformes, Xenocyprididae. The coding region runs from base 108 to 1583 and encodes 491 amino acids. Gene Ontology annotation, molecular function: nucleic acid binding.